AAAAGCAUCCAGCGACGAAAUGUACCCUACUAAAGCUUAUAUUUGAAGACCUAGUCAACCUGCUUAAAUAUGAGGAGAAUGAAUACAUAAGAAAGGAAGAAAAACUUUAACAAGGAAAUAUUAAUCAAACUUUUUUCGUCACGUUAGGCGAUAACCUUGUCGUCGUUGAAUUUUGUCACAUCAGGACGUUUCGUGUUGCCGAAAGUUAAUACCUGCAGACUGUUGUUGUUUAGCCCCAGGUCAGCUUUGACCUAGUAGAUUUAUGAUCAAAGUCAUUCCAGUCUUUCUCAAUGUGUAGAGAAUCUAGGACCGGAGUAUUCAACGCGUUUUCUCCCCUUUCCUUCAGAUGAUAGGGUGUAAUUUGAGGGAAAGUUGGCUGCUCUGUCAAACAGGUCAAGCGACCAUAUAGAGACAGUUAAGUUUGAAGAAUUCUUUCAAUGCGCGAUGCUGUGCACCGAUGUGAAAUAUAUUUUAGGUUUUGUCAAGGCAGAACCGGAAUAUGUGGAAGUUCGAGAAUCGAAGAAGUAGCUGUGAAUAUAAGAUUCAUUAAAGCACGGAUUGCAAAAGAACGCAAGACUCGAUGUGGAGUUUUGACGAAAAUGGCUCAUUCCAAAACUCUGCAUUAUAGAAGAAUUAUCUGACACAGUAAAGACACUAAAAUCAAGUUAUUAGAAUUGAAUGAUAAAUACAUUCGUGAAAUAUAAAAAAAAAAAAUAGAUAAAGUUUGUAUAACUGAAAAAAAAAAAAGACUCUCGUACAGAAUCAAUACAAAUUAAUCAACGGAAAAAAGUUGUCAUGGGAGCUUUUCUUGACAAACCCAAGACAGAGAAGCAUAAUGAAGCGGGAAUGGGAAAUGGCCUUCAUUUUGGCCUCAGCAGUAUGCAGGGGUGGCGUGUGGAAAUGGAGGAUGCCCACACGGCAGUUAUCGGCCUACCGCAUGGCCUCACUGACUGGUCCUUUUUCGCUGUAUACGAUGGUCAUGCUGGAGCUAAGGUAUCGGCCUGCUGUGCAGCUCAGCUGAUGGAGCAUAUUAUUGCCAAUGAAGAUUUUCGGGGCAAGCUUGAUGUCAGCCAGGGUACAGAAAUCCUUCCCUCUAUUAUGGAUGUGCAGAAAGGCAUCAAGACCGGCUUUCUUAAGUUUGAUGACUGCAUGCGAACAAUGCCAGAAAUGGUUAGUGGGGAAGACAAAAGUGGCUCUACAGCAGUAUGUGCUAUUGUCUCACCAACACACAUCUUCUUUGCUAAUUGUGGAGAUUCUCGGGCGGUGCUGUGUCGAGAUGGUAAAUGUCCGUUCUCAACUACUGAUCACAAACCUGUAAAUCCUAUUGAGAAGGAACGUAUACAGAAUGCUGGAGGCAGUGUUAUGAUACAGCGAGUCAAUGGAUCUUUAGCAGUAUCCCGGGCUCUAGGAGACUUUGAAUAUAAAAAUGUUGAAGGAAAAGGGCCAUGUGAGCAGUUAGUAUCUCCUGAGCCAGAAAUUUUCACCGAAUGUCGAAAUGAGAAGGAUGAAUUCUUAGUACUUGCUUGUGAUGGAAUUUGGGAUGUCAUGUCCAAUGAAGAACUCUGUGAUUUUGUUAGGAGUAGAAUGCUCAUUACUGAAAGUCUUGAAGACAUUUGCAAUCAAGUUGUAGAUACAUGUUUAUAUAAGGGAAGUCGAGAUAACAUGAGCAUUGUCCUCAUAGCUUUUCCAGGAGCACCUAAGCUGUCAGAUGAGGCAAUAAGGAAAGAAAGAGAACUGGACACACGUUUGGAGAACAAAAUUAAAGAAAUCCUAGACAACUGCAAACCUGAAGAUGAUGUCGACCUUUCUCUUGUGAUGCACGAGUUGAUGGAUGAUGAAAUAGAAGGAUUGCCACCAGGUGGUGGUUUAAGUUCUAAGAGAAUGACAGUUGGAAGUAUUUUAAAGCGACUCAGACCGGGAAAAAUUGAGGAUGAGCUCGAACUUAAAGCCUACUCACCAAUGGGCAGACCAUCCAGCCUGCUCUAAAUAGAGGCUGCCUCCUUUCAAGAGCUUCUGUAGUGAUUAAUGAGCUGUACUGAGAAGAUUGAAUGAUGGUUUUAUAGAAAUUCAUGUACCAACACCUACCAACCACUUCCUGUCACAUGACUACUGCUAUGAUUCUUACAGCUACAAACAUUACUAUUGUUAAGACUGCUAUUAUCAUUUCUCUUACCAAUUAUUAUACCACUGUUAUUACUCUACUACAAUUUACCACUAAUACUGGCAAUUUUGGUGGUCACUGGCGCAGAUCUCCAUAGAUGUGUACAAGUGAAAAAUGAUGUAGAAAAACUUUUUAUUUUAAUUGAUAUCAUUAGAAAAAAAUGUAAAUUUAAAAAUAAAAUCAGGGGAUGAAAUGAGCUGUAGAAAGAGGCAUUCUACUGAGAGAGCUUGUUUAGACAUACAAUCAAGGAAGAGAACAGAUACACAUGUCAUGUUUUACUUGCUCAUUUUGUCUUUGUUCUUAUCUCCUUCUACUCCUUUUCUCCAAAUUAUAUAUAAGCUGGUUUCAAUAAGAAAAAUGAUGUUCUUGAUCCUCUUCUUCACUGUCAGACACUUUUAAUUUUAUACACUGUAUCCUCUUUGAAUAAUUAGGAUUUACUAAUCAGCUUGGAGGAUUGUCUUUUUUUUUAUGCUUUUAUUAUUUUUUGGGAAUCUGUAAGGCUUCCUCCUCUUCCUGUAAUAACAUAUGGGGAGGAUAGUGUAUGUAAUGAGAGAAAAAGUACUUCUGUAAGAUUUUUGAAAAUUAUGAAAUGUUAACAUUUUAAAUUCUUUCUCCAAUCUCAAAAAGUGUUAAAUGAAAAAAUUAGUAUUUUUCUUUGAAUUUGAAACAUGAAAUAAAAAGGGAAAAAUGUAUUAUACUUUUUAAGAAUCAUGUAAAUUUAUCAUUUGUGAUUGGAAUGCUUCAGCCUCGAAUUAGGUUUUAGAUUCUAAUUUUCAUCAAUUUGGUCACCAACUCCCUUCCUUCCCAAAACAAAUAUCUCUAAAUUGAAUAAGAAAGCCAAUUGAAGAAGAAAGAAAAGUAAACUGUGGAUGUAUUUCUAAGUUGCCAUUAUUGUUACAGUUCUUUUUUUUUUUUUUUUUACAUACAUGUAUCAAAAUAAUUUUUGCUUGUUAAUAGACCUGAUUCUUAGAAUUGGCAAUUCUCACUUACCUAGGAAGACUGACAAUUAUGAAGAUUUGGUAAAGCAUUUACAACCUACAUGGAAAGCUUAGUGAAACUUUUGUCACAAUUUUAACCUUUUCAUGUCAAAAUUUGCAGCUGCUACAUACAUCCCUAUCACAGUCAGAGUAAUGUGGAAAACUGCUGUGUUUACAUUGGUUCAAAUCUUGUUUAAUAUACACAUGACUCACACACCAACAUUAAAACAAAAAAAAAAAGAAAAAAACUUUCGUUAAUUAUCUUAUUGAUGAAGAAAGUGAUUGGGCAGAAGAGUAGCAGAAAUGAAGAAGCAGCCUGCAAAAUAUUGCAUUGGUACCAUGGAAAUGAAUUGUAACAGCAAUCAUUCUAAUGAGUGGCGUUAAUCUUGAAAAAACAGUUGUAUUAACAACUUGCUCAAGCAUUACCGACUCUUUGUUUAUCUUCUCCACUGCUUUUAUUUGCCUAGAUGUCUGCCUUCCUUCAAAACUGUUGAUAUUUAUUUUUACUUUUUUUUGCCUUUUAUAGGUGCUCUUAUUUGGUAUUUUUAGUUUUGAUUUUGAUAUGUCAUUUUAGAGAAACUAGUUGGAAAGGAAUCAGAAUUAAAUUUCAGAUUCACUGAAUGCACAUAAGGGCAUGUGUGCAUGAAUUCUUCAUGAAAUUCUAUCUUGGUUUUCAAGUGUGUAUUUUUUUUUCUUGUAAAGUACCCUUUGUACUUGUGCUGUUUAGUUGAGUGUACAUACAUAUAUGUGUUUGUUUGAAUUAUUUCAUCUAAUAACUCUGUGCCAAAGGCCUUACUAGUUAUUUGUACAUUAAAGGUAAAGUUGUUUCAUAACUUUUAUUUUUAAUCAGCUUUCAUUGAUGUAUUUAAACCAAGAGCCUUUGUUUCGUUGCCCCUCUUUUCCAACUCUUUUAUUACAUGCUAGCCACUGUAUCUCCUCCCUAUCAUCUUGUAUUUUGUAAUUCUCUCUGUUCAUGUUUGUCUACUAAUUUUUUCAGUAUUAAAACUAGCUUCUCUCAGGGUAUGAGACUUAAGAAAUAAACUUUUCUUAAUAUGAGGCCAGCUCCCAGAACUAGUAGCUGUAGCCAGUAUCUCUGGUAAUGACAUGUGACAUGACACACUCCCUGGCUUGGUCAAGGAAAACCGUGUCCAGCAUCACUGCUGCACAAUAACUGAUAAUGUGACCAUUAGAACAGCAGCAAGUGAUUAUGCUGACCAUUAAAGUUAACAUCCCAGUUGGAAAUUUUCUGUCUUUAUUCCAUUUUUUUAUUUUAGAUUUUUAUUUCUAAAAAAUAAAAAGAAUCAGUAUCAAUAAAAAUUGAAAAUUUUCUGGGAUAAAAAGCCUCUGUAUUUUCUGUUAUCAAGCACAAAAUUAGAUUAUGAUAUGAAUGUAAGCAUAUCUAUCUUACUGGAUACUAAUAUAAUUAAGCAAUGAAAUAAACAGUUAUUUUUGCUGGUAAUAUAUAGAAAUAAUUAUCUGCACUAUUACAGCAGAGCUUUUCAUUGGUUCAUCAUUUUUUGUUUUGAUGAUAAAGCAUAAUUUUAAUACAAGUUGUUGGAAAAGAGUCCAUUUUAUACCUAUGAGAUUAAUAAUUUGGAUUCUUAAAUUUCAAGAUAAAAUCUAUAUUAAAAUGCUCAUCCAUUCUUUUUGUGUGAAAAAGUUUAACCUUAAUAUCCAAGUUAUUGCUGUUACUAAUUCCUACACAAAUAUCAUGAGUGUAGUUGUGUUCUUACCAAAACAGAAUUAUAUAUUAAGUAUACUUUUAAAAGUGCGUCUUUAUUAGUAAUCAGUUAUUUAUUUAGGUAGCUUAAUAAAUUUUAUGGUAGUUAGAUAAUAAUGGGGGUGCUAUAAGUUUUGAUCGCAGUUUCCUUGUGAUUAUUGUUGUGGUAGGCUGUCAGUUGUACUAAUAAUAGCAUGCAGGCCACCGGCACACUUAUUAAAAAUGUGUACAGUAACUUUUCCCUCUAAUUUUUUUUUUUUUUUGUGGUGAAAGAUUCUGUUA
This is a messenger RNA of Octopus sinensis (East Asian common octopus), 5140 nucleotides long. Its product is annotated as protein phosphatase 1B. Bases 796 to 1986 code for a protein of 396 amino acids. Gene Ontology annotation, molecular function: protein serine/threonine phosphatase activity; manganese ion binding; magnesium ion binding. The transcript is spliced from 7 exons. Gene Ontology annotation, cellular component: nucleus; cytosol. The record is from RefSeq and is a predicted model, not a curated record. Gene Ontology annotation, biological process: protein dephosphorylation. NCBI's taxonomy places the organism in Eukaryota, Metazoa, Mollusca, Cephalopoda, Octopoda, Octopodidae.